AUGGAGGUAAAUAUAAUCUCAGAUCUUCGUUACAAGCUCAAUGAUGUUGAAGAAGAGCUACUAAAAGCUGCACAGUAUGGUUUGCAACUAGUGGAGAGUCGAAAUGAAUUGCAGACACAAUUAGAUAAAUGUCGUAAUGAAAUGAUGACCAUUACUGAGAAUUAUGAACAAGAAAAAUAUACUCUUCAGAGAGAAGUUGAGCUCAAGAGUCGAAUGUUAGAAAGUCUGAGCUCUGAAAGUGAAGCUCUUAAACAAGAUAAAAAAAUGCACCUGGAGAAAUUAGAAGAACAACUGAGCCGAAGCCAUAGACAGGAAGUGAAUGAACUAAAAAAUAAGUUAGAAAAACUGAAAGCGGAGUUAGAUGAAGCUAGGCUUAGUGAAAAGCAGCUGAAGCACAAAGUAGAUCAUCAGAAGGGACUCAUAUCUUGUAAAUCAAAGGAAAUGUGGAUAAUGUCUGAAUGUGUAAAUGAAAGCAUGUCUUCAGAGAUGCUGGCUCUUAAAAUUGAGCUGACUGAAAUGGAAAGUAUGAAGACCACCCUCAAAGAAGAAGUGAAUGAACUACAAUACAGACAAGCACAACUAGAACUUAAUUCUAAUUUAAUGUGCCAGGUUGAGCGGCUUAAAGAAGAAAAAGAGGAGCGAGAAAAAGAAGCGGUUUCUUACUGUAAUGCCUUACAGAAAGCUUGUGUAGCAAAUCAAGAUUUUCAAGUGCAAUUAGACCAGGCACUCCAGCAAGCCCUGGACCCCAAUAGUAAAGGCAACUCUUUGUUUGCAGAGGUGGAAGAUCGAAGGGUAGCAAUGGAACGUCAGUUUAUCAGUAUGAAAGUCAAGUAUCAGUCACUAAAGAAGCAAAAUGCAUUUAACAGAGAACAAAUGCAAAGAAUGAAGUUACAAAUCGUCACACUGCUACAAAUGAAAGGGUCUCAAACUGAAUGUGAGCAGCAGGAAUGGUUGUUUGCCAUGUUGGAGCAGAAGAAUGGUGAAAUUAAACAUCUCUCAGGUGAAAUUAGAAACCUGGAGAAAUUUAAGAGUUUAUAUGAAAGUAUGGAAUCGAAGCUUUCAGACAGCUCUGAUGCUCUGAAAGAUAAUACCUAUUACACAGCUUUACUUCAGAUAAAGCUUGACAACUUAAACAAAGAAAAUGAAAGCACUAAAGGUGAAUUGUCCAUACAGAGAAUGAAAGCAUUGUUUGAGAGCCAACAGGUUCUGGAUAUUGAGAGAAAACGUUUUACCAAUGAAAGAUGCCUCCAGCUUUUCCAAAGUGAAAAUAUGAAACUGAGAGCUAAAAUAGAUGAGUUAAAACUGAAGUAUGAACCUGAAGAAAAAAUUGAAGUGCCUGUACUCAAAAAGAGGCGUGAGGUACUGCCUGUGGAUAUCACCACCCCUAACAAUGUAUGUGCCGACAGUGCUGUUGGGGAAGUUUACAGAUUACCACCUCAGAAAGAGGAGGCACAGUCCUGUACUAACAAUUUAGAAGAUGAUAACUUGCAGUUAGUUUCUGUAAGCACACCAGAAGUCAUUCUCUCUCCUCACAAAAAUCUGCCUGUGACUAAUCAAACAACAAAGGAAAAGAAACGUGUGAAACUUAUAGAUGUUCCAGCCACAAGUGAAAGAAGUGGAAACUCUCCCAGGUUAGCUGCUGAAUCAAAGCUUCAAACAGAAGUGAAAGAAGGAAAAGAAACUGCAAGCAAAUUGGAAAAGAAAACUUGGAAGAAAUCACACCCUAUUCUAUACGUGUCCUCUAAAUCAACUCCAGAGACGCAGUGCCCUCAGCAGUAA
This is a messenger RNA of Hipposideros armiger (great roundleaf bat), 1779 nucleotides long. RefSeq names its product protein Spindly-like. Lineage: Eukaryota; Metazoa; Chordata; Mammalia; Chiroptera; Hipposideridae. Gene Ontology annotation, cellular component: spindle pole; outer kinetochore. The record is from RefSeq and is a predicted model, not a curated record. Gene Ontology annotation, biological process: protein localization to kinetochore; mitotic spindle assembly checkpoint signaling; establishment of mitotic spindle orientation. Gene Ontology annotation, molecular function: kinetochore binding.